AUGGCAGUGAAGACGACUAGCCGGCUGCACCGCGAGGCGCCGAGGGACAUUGGGCCAGUGAGGGACUUUGAGGAAAAGCGUGCGAUCAUGGGAUCCGGGGUAUUGUGCGCGCGCAUGCAGCGGGGGUCAAGACUCAAAUGCAGUCUGCGGUAUGCCGUCUACUCUGUACAGCGCGUGCCCUUUUCCCCCAGGUCCGUCUCCGCUGCUCCGCCGGACGGUCGGGCAUCGUGCUCACCGGUCUACAAUGAGAAUUGA
Colletotrichum orchidophilum is the source of this 255-nucleotide messenger RNA. RefSeq lists its product as uncharacterized. The coding region runs from base 1 to 255 and encodes 84 amino acids. Lineage: Eukaryota; Fungi; Ascomycota; Sordariomycetes; Glomerellales; Glomerellaceae. The transcript has a single exon. The record is from RefSeq and is a predicted model, not a curated record.